AUGCCUCAGUUAUUGGACACUGGGGUAUUCGCUGUAACCGCAGCUACUGUUAUGUGGGCUUGGUUCUAUGUACCCGAAAAGCUCCCAUUCUCCUAUGGUAGGUGGAUUAGUGAAGUUGCACAGAUCGAUCCCCGCCUCAUAGAAGCUUUGCGGAGUGCACGAAGGGGAGAUUGGACCUAUGGAAAACCAAAAGGGUCUCAGGAUGUGCUGGAACCAAUGUGCGAGGAUUAUGGGUGGCCGAGAGUCUGGGGUGACCCCUCACAGACCGUUCCAAUACCAUGUGAAGUCGUUCAUAUGGGCUGUGGCCCGAACUGCGAAGUUCACGCCAUAUGGCGAUUUGCAAAGUCCUUUAGGUUUGCACUGAUGACUGACCUACCGAUACAGCUUUUAUUACGCUCAAGAUCACCUUCUCUUCAAGGGUAUUUCGGAGCUGUAAAAGCUUCGCUUCGUUCUUCCACCUUUCUGGGGCUUUUUGUUAGCAUAUUUUACUAUUCUGUGUGCCUUGCUCGCACUCGACUGGGGCCCAAAAUCUUCUCCUACGAAAAGGUCACGCCGAUGAUGUGGGAUUCGGGACUCUGUGUGGCCUCUGGCUGCAUGAUGUGUGGAUGGAGUGUUUUUGUUGAAAGUGCAAAAAAGCGCCAGGAAAUUUCUCUAUUUGUCGCGCCGAGAGCCAUUGCUACUUUGCUUCCUCGGCGAUAUGAUCGAAAGCAUAUGUGGAGAGAACAGCUGGCAUUCUCUCUUGGUACUGCAAUUGUUUUAACGUGCAUUCAAUCGGAUCCCAAAAAGGUUCGCGGUGUUCUAGGCGGGGUACUACGUCAAGUCUUCGGGAAAGCAUGAGCAUAGAGAGGGUUUGAUUCAAUAACGGCGUAUCAUAACUGUUGUAUUACUAGAUCUCGGGUCGAUGGGUUCAUGUGGCAACUUUCGGAUACAAAUACAUGCGUUCCCAUAUGAGGGAAUCUAUCAGGGUCCCCAACCGCUGAGGAGUGUCGGUUGGUCAAAUCGUCCGACAUUUUAAAGCAGCGUCAGGGAGGAGUAAAAGGGGGAUCGUAUAAAGCGAAGCCCGACCGGCAUUUUUCCGCAACAACGAAGAUCGGUUUGAUCGCCCAGAGAAAGCCGGAUGUCUUUUUGAAGUCCGAAACGAGAUUGCGAUCGCUCCGGUUCUAGUAAAACGGAGUCGACAGAAAUGCGCCGAGGCAUGCUACCCAGGCCGGGAAAUCGGCCACUGCUAAUCUUAGGCGAUGGAAGCCGAGCCAUCUGCCCAUGUCGCUGGCAGCGCCAUUCCCGGUCCGUUCUCCAAGCAUAUCCUGAAUUGGACCAGCCACCCACGGAACGAAAAGCAGAUGCCCAACUGCAGCAGCCAAUCCCGCGCAGUAAAGCUUAGUGCUGAAGGUUGGAAUGGAGAAUUUGUAGUCAAACACCAAGUUCGCGAUGGUUGCGGUGCUCGUGGUCAUGUUGAGAGCCAAAACAACCCACACCGAACGGUGGAAGAGAACUUUCCACCACUUUGGCAGGAUUUCGUCUGACUGCUUGCGGACUGAAGGGUGGAGGAAGGUGGAAUUGUAAACUAAUUCUGCCGUUGCGUAAACGAGGGUGCCGGUGCUGCCGAUGAGGGGCGCUACGCGGAGAAGCCGCAUGGGGUCAAAAAAGACUCCGGACGCCAUUCUGGGAGUAUUCGAUUAGAAGUGGAAGUAAUGUUGAACAAACAGAUGAACAAUAG
Coccidioides posadasii C735 delta SOWgp is the source of this 1717-nucleotide messenger RNA. RefSeq lists its product as uncharacterized. NCBI's taxonomy places the organism in Eukaryota, Fungi, Ascomycota, Eurotiomycetes, Onygenales, Onygenaceae. The record is from RefSeq and is a predicted model, not a curated record.